Euleptes europaea (tarantolino) is the source of this 630-nucleotide messenger RNA. It is a transcript of the gene MRPL40, whose product is annotated as mitochondrial ribosomal protein L40. The coding region runs from base 1 to 621 and encodes 206 amino acids. Lineage: Eukaryota; Metazoa; Chordata; Lepidosauria; Squamata; Sphaerodactylidae. The record is from RefSeq and is a predicted model, not a curated record. Gene Ontology annotation, cellular component: mitochondrial ribosome; mitochondrial large ribosomal subunit. The transcript has 4 exons.
AUGUUGGGCCGGGCGGCGAUCUCAGGGGCGUCGAGCCUGCUUCGCUAUAGCGCAAGAGGCCCCUUGUGCAGAUCCCAGUUAACCUCUUAUGUUCAAGGUCGAGAGAACCACUGGCAGUCUUCACUUCUGGCUCUCAGGGCAGCUCUACCCAUGAGAGCAGAACCAAAGAAAAAAAAGAGAGUGGAUCCCAGAAGAGAACAAGCCAUAAAGGAGCGGAUGAGAAAGAGGUUAAAAAAAUUGGAAAGAGCCCCACAGGAGCUGAUCCCUAUUGAAGACUUUAUUACACCAUACAGAUACAUGGAUGAAUCAAGGGUACGAGUUGCCUCUCCAUUGUCCUUUGAGGAGAGUGAAAGACGAGCCCUCCUGAUGAAGAAGUGGGCCGUGUACAAACAUCAGCAACACAAGGCUGAGAUGGAAACCAUCAAGUCCCUGGUGGAAGCCCAGGAACAGGCCCUGAAAGAGCUGCGCCUUGAAUCAGAGGAACUGUAUCAGGCGGCAAUCCGCCGAGACGACCGCCUGUUUCCUUUCGAGAGGCAGGAGCCUGUGUACACACCCCCACUGCCGAAAUACGAGGCUCCUGAAGGGAAAUGCAAUGACAUCACCAGAGUGUAUACCCAGUAAUGGGGGAAA